Messenger RNA from Andrographis paniculata, 2985 nucleotides. Its product is annotated as beta-amyrin synthase 1-like. The transcript is spliced from 16 exons. Lineage: Eukaryota; Viridiplantae; Streptophyta; Magnoliopsida; Lamiales; Acanthaceae. The record is from RefSeq and is a predicted model, not a curated record. Gene Ontology annotation, cellular component: lipid droplet. Gene Ontology annotation, molecular function: beta-amyrin synthase activity. The coding region runs from base 437 to 2725 and encodes 762 amino acids. Gene Ontology annotation, biological process: triterpenoid biosynthetic process.
CUUCCCUCCUUCCCUCGUUGAAAUAUACACACGAAGAGAGUGAAUGUGGGUACACUACUACCAGUACUGCAUACCACGGAAAUUCCUUCAUCCAACUGAAAUUUGGCAGACCUUUUCACUCCUCUGUCAACAGAUUCAAUUUCUUCCGCUUUAAUCCGGCGUCAUUCCGCUCAUUCGUUAAAUUCGCACUCAGAUUGCUUUCAAAUUUCACAUGUAAAACCACCACCAAACCUAACAAUACCCACACCGACACAUGAUCCUGUUUUCCACACUUUGUUAAAUCCGUUGUGCAAUUUGUGAUUGUGUUGUAUUAAUUAGUCGUUUGCAGGAUCCAAUCCAGCAGUGCAGCUGUAGUUUCCAUUACUGAGGUUCUUGUUCUCCAGAUCUAUUGUAAAAAGUAACGAGCAGAGCAGAAACGACAGGUUGAAAUUUAAUCAUGUGGAGGCUGAAGAUUGCAGAGGGAGUGGAUAGCCCUUACCUGUACAGCACCAACAACUAUGUAGGAAGACAGACGUGGGAGUGGGAGUCAGAUCCCGAUUAUGGCACACCAGAGCUCCGGGAAGAGAUGGAGAAAGCCCGCCGAGACUUCUGGAACAACCGUGACCGUGUUAAGCCCAGCAGCGAUCUACUCUGGCGAAUUCAGUUUCUGCACGAGAAGAAUUUCAAACAAACGAUACCCCAAGUGAAGGUGGGCGAUGGCGAAGAAAUCACCCACGAGGUGGCGACUGCAACUCUCCGAAGAGCUGUUCACUUUUUCUCGGCCCUGCAAGCAAGCGACGGCCAUUGGCCUGCGGAAAAUGCCGGUCCACUGUUCUUUCUUCCACCUCUGGUCAUGAUCCUGUACAUUACUGGCCACCUCAACAGUGUUUUCCCGGCUGAACAUCAAAGAGAAAUUCUGCGAUACAUAUACUGCCACCAGAAUGAAGACGGAGGGUGGGGUUUCCACAUAGAAGGCCACAGCACCAUGUUUUGCACGGCACUGAAUUACAUAGUUAUGCGCAUACUGGGACAGGGGCCGGAAGGAGGUGAGAAUAAUGCUUGCAGCAGAGCCAGGAAAUGGAUACUCGACCACGGCACUAUAAAAGCUAUACCUUCUUGGGGAAAGACUUGGCUUUCGAUUCUGGGACUAUAUGACUGGUUGGGAAGCAAUCCGAUGCCCCCUGAAUUUUGGCUCCUUCCAUCUUUUCUCCCCAUGCAUCCUGCAAAAAUGUGGUGCUACUGCCGGAUGGUAUACAUGCCCAUGUCGUAUUUAUAUGGCAAAAGAUUUGUGGGCCCAAUUACCCCGCUUAUCAAACAGCUAAGAGAAGAGUUAUAUGAUCAACCAUAUGAAGAAAUUAACUGGAAGAGCAUUCGGCACCUAUGUGCAAAGGAGGACAUCUAUUAUCCCCACCCAUUAGUACAAGAUUUAAUCUGGGACAGUUGUUACAUAUUGACUGAGCCUCUAUUGACCCGUUGGCCUCUCAACAAGCUGAGAGAGAAAGCUCUUCAGGUCACAAUGGAACACAUCCACUAUGAAGAUGAAAAUAGCAGAUACAUCACUAUAGGGUGUGUGGAGAAGGUGUUGUGUAUGCUAGCUUGUUGGGUUGAAGAUCCUAAUGGAGACUAUUUCAAGAAACAUCUUGCUCGAAUCCCUGAUUACAUAUGGGUUGCUGAAGAUGGCAUGAAGAUGCAGAGUUUUGGUAGUCAACAAUGGGAUACUGGUUUUGCUCUACAAGCAUUGCUGGCCAGCGGUAUGGCGGAUGAAAUUGGUGAGACUCUGAAGAAAGGGCACGACUUUGUAAAGAAAUCUCAGGUCAAAGAAAAUCCUUCCGGUGACUUCAGAAGCAUGUAUCGACAUAUAUCAAAGGGAUCGUGGACAUUCUCGGAUCAAGAUCAUGGAUGGCAAGUGUCUGAUUGUACAGCAGAAGGACUGAAGUGCUGCCUUCUCUUCUCUACGAUGCCUCGUGAGAUUGUUGGGGAGCAUAUGAAACCUGAGAAACUGUUCAACGCUGUCAACAUAUUGCUCUACUUGCAGAGCAAAAAUGGUGGUUUAGCUGCAUGGGAGCCUGCAGGAGCUUCAAAAUGGCUGGAGCUGUUGAACCCCACAGAGUUUUUUGAGGACAUUGUUGUGGAGCAUGAGUAUGUGGAGUGUACUGCAGCAUCAAUUCAAGCCCUGGUUCUGUUCAAGAAGUUGUAUCCCCAACACCGUAAGAAAGAGAUCGAAAGCUUCAUCCCAAAGGCUGUCAGUUACCUGGAGGAGGUGCAAAGACCUGAUGGUUCAUGGUAUGGAGCGUGGGGCGUUUGCUUCACAUACGGCACUUGGUUUGCACUGGGAGGGCUGGCUGCAGCUGGUAAGAGGUACGAGAAUUGUGCAGCAAUUAGAAAAGGAGUGGAGUUUCUACUGAAAACGCAAAGGGAUGAUGGGGGCUGGGGAGAGAGCUACCUCUCCUGCCCCAAGAAGGAAUAUGUGGCCCUGGAAGGAAAUAGGUCAAACUUAGUUCACACUGGUUGGGCGAUGAUGGGACUAAUCCAUUCAGGGCAGGGCGAGAGAGACCCAAAACCCCUCCACCGUGGAGCAAGGCUUCUGAUAAACUCUCAAAUGGAAGAUGGAGAUUUCCCUCAGCAAGAAAUCACAGGAGUGUUCAUGAAGAACUGCAUGCUCCACUAUGCCGCUUACAGGAACAUUUACCCUUUGUGGGCUUUGGCUGAAUACCGCUCCCGCCUCCAACUUCCCUCCUCUUCCUAACUAUUCUUGUCUACCAAUAAAAAUAAGUUAUACUGUCUACCACGUAGUAGUAGUAGUAAUAAUAAUAAUAAUAAUAAUAUUCAUAACAAUAACGAAAUUAAUCUACAAUUGUAUUAUAUAUAUAUAUAUAUAUAUAUCAAAGGUUGUACGAAUGGCUACAUAAAAUUUCCUUCUUAGCCUCAAAUUGUGGUACGGACAUUUACUCUAGUCUAAAAAUGUGAUUUUAAGUGUCUAUAAGUUCAAAAUUGUCAAUUCAAGCA